AUGCAGGUUGGCCCUGCUCUUGCUUCUGGAUGCACAGUCGUUAUUAAACCAUCUCAACUUAUGCCCCUAACAGCACUUGCUGCGGCUGAAUUUGCACUUCAAGCUGGCGCUCCGGUAAGGGAGUUUUCUAAUCAUCUCUGUGUACUUUCUGAUAUUUGUAUCUUUGCCAUUUGUAGUGAGGAAAAUAAAGUUCACAGGAUAACAGCAGUUGGGAAGAAGUUGAUGGCAGCUGCUGCAUCUACUGCAAGAAGGAAUAGUGGCCAGACAUGUGUUUGUAUAUAUGAUAAAUUUGCUGAGGCUUUUUCUGAAGCAGUACAAAAAUUAGAAGUAGGAGAUGGCUUUAAGGAGGGGACACCCAGGCUAAUUGCUAUCGAAUCUAGGUCAGCAGAUUAUUGGUACCUUGUUCCUAGUUCUGUCAACUGGCAUAUACGAUAUACCAAGCUACUUGAUUUAAGGUUACUCUACUACUUUGCUGUAGAGUCAUUCGUACAAGAUGCUGUUUCCAACAGAGCAAAAAUCAUUCUCGGCGGCAAAAGGCACAGUCUAGGGAUGACUUUUUAUGAGGCUCUACUGGAGGAGAUUUUCGGACCAGUAGCUCCCCUUAUUCGGUUCAUAACCGAGAAGGAAGCUAUCAGAAUCGCUAAUGACACUAUUGCAGGUGGCUCCAUUGUGGGGGAGUGA
Brassica oleracea var. oleracea is the source of this 681-nucleotide messenger RNA. Its product is annotated as succinate-semialdehyde dehydrogenase, mitochondrial-like. The coding region runs from base 1 to 681 and encodes 226 amino acids. Gene Ontology annotation, molecular function: succinate-semialdehyde dehydrogenase (NAD+) activity. NCBI's taxonomy places the organism in Eukaryota, Viridiplantae, Streptophyta, Magnoliopsida, Brassicales, Brassicaceae. The record is from RefSeq and is a predicted model, not a curated record. The transcript has 10 exons.